Phytophthora nicotianae INRA-310 is the source of this 2358-nucleotide messenger RNA. RefSeq lists its product as hypothetical. NCBI's taxonomy places the organism in Eukaryota, Oomycota, Peronosporomycetes, Peronosporales, Peronosporaceae. The transcript has a single exon. Bases 72 to 2285 code for a protein of 737 amino acids. Gene Ontology annotation, molecular function: calcium ion binding. The record is from RefSeq and is a predicted model, not a curated record.
UUUUUUUUUUUUGGGGGGGGGGGUCAACUGUCAAGGUCGUGGCAAGUGUGCUUUGGCGUCUCGCAGGUGCAAUGUCUUCACCUUUGCAGCGAAACAACUUUCGCUGCCCGCCCGAUGGUCCCAAGUCGCCCCAACGCACCGCCACUAUGUCGGUAGGAUUCGCCGCCAUGGGAGGGGCUGGGAGCCCGGGAAAGUAUCAUACGGAAUUUCCAGCUCGACAACGCAAGCGUUUACAAGUUGGGACUACCAACUUAUCGAAGUGUGCGGAGACCAACAGCCUACCCAGUCCCGCAUCUCCUGGAGCAAAUAACUCGGUUGUGUCCGAUCGACUCGCAGAGACCAACAUUUCAGCGAUGAAAUCUACCCUCGACUCACCACAACGAUGCAGCCCAGCCCACCAGCGAACUAACGAUUCAGUCAAGGUCAAACCCCUCGUUCUGCGAACAGAGGCCCGACGAUUGAACGCCUUGGGUCCAGUCAACAGUAGUAGAAGCACUGACGAACGUCGAGGUGUCAAAGAUGCCAACGGAACACCAAAGCUGAAGCAAGUGACAUCCAAGUCGAGCACACACGAUAAAGCAGAACGUUCUAACCUACAGAGCGGAAACAAUGUUCAAGAAGAUUCACCUGCAAGAAACAGUCAACCUGCCCCAAAGAUGAGUCGUGCCGAUAGCAAGGAGAAGACAUUGUUGGCUCACAAUCGUGCAAAGCUGUAUGAUGUAUUCAUGGAGAAGUACGGGUCGAUGCGUGCAGUCUUCCGAGCAUUCGAUAAUGACGGAAACGGUAUGAUUUCGGCUCAACGCUUCCAUGACAUGGUGGAGGCUGCUGAGGUAGACCUGUCACCCGAUGAGACUCGUGCACUGUACCGAACUGCAGACGUCAAUGGCGACAAUACCGUGGCUUUUCAAGAGUUUGUUCAAAUGUUUUCGCCUAGUAUUGGUACCGCCAUGCCUGUUAUCAGUGCCUUUAACCCAACAGUUGGACAAGUGCGAGAUCCUAGCUCGUCAAUGGCAAUUAAAUACCACACUCCGUUAGAGCUGUCGCCACGUUCACGGAGACGAAUGACGCAGCUUCGCAAGCAAGUGACCGAUGCGCUGCACCGAAAGCAUGGACUUGCGAUGGGCGUGCGUGGUGGUAGACCUGAACAGCUCCUCGCAUAUGCUUUCAAGAAUGUCGAUUCGGAUAAUGAUGGGCUUCUAUCCUACGGCCAAGUGGAGCACGCGUUGGGUCCGGGGUACUUACAGUUAGAAGAUACUAUUGCUGUGAAUGAAAUGCGUGAAAUGCUGCAGCUGAUGGACCAAAAUGGUGACGAGCAGAUCAGUCUCCGUGAGUUCGUACGAUAUUUUGCUGCCGGGGAGCGUGAUGUGGCCACAGAUAUGAUAGACAACGGACGCAAGAAGGAGCUCGCAGCCUUACAUGUCAAGCGUACAGUGGAUCUUACACCUCGUGAAGAAGUUGACCCGGUUUUUGCUCAAUUGAAGAACGCAAUGCUACAGAAAGAAGAACCUCCGAAGACCCCCGACGGUAGGGAUAUAACUCCGGGAACCUGUCUUCCAGAACAGCUAAGUAAGCGAACUGCUGCGAUCAUCAAUGCUGGUAACAGUGUAGCAUCUCCUGUUCGCAAUUCGAAAGGUGAAUCUGGAAAAGCCACCUUGCCACCGUCACAAUCAUCACUUCAGCUUGAGAUUGAUCGUCGUCCUGGAACGUCAAGUGCAACAGGAAGUCCUACCGUAGCUGUAUUGUCCCCUGUUUCAUCUGAUCGAUUUUAUCAUCGACGUCGUGAGCGCACCGAUUGGACUCGAGUUGGUGUGGGAGGUAAUGGCACCAGCUCCGAUACAGGACUGUAUCUAUCGCCACAGGAUCGCUUCGUAACUACAAGUAGCGAGGCCUAUAGUCCUCUUUAUCGUGCGCCUCCAUCUGAAAAGGGUGACGACGUAAAUGACUCGUUCCUCAUCAUGAGAGCCGGUAAACCCUCGACCACAAUUGAGGAGGACGCUCGUCGUACGCGACGCACUACACGAUACGAGCGAACGCAAGUUUUACUACAAGGCUUUGAGGAAGCACAAGCUCAAGAUGAACGACUGAAGGACUGGAAGACGCGCGCAAGCAUACGUAAAGUCGCUGGUGAACGGUUUUACUAUCUCGACAGACUGCAAGAACGGGAACACCGUGUGGCUGCCCGCGAAGACUGCAUGCAACGUCGUAAUGGAGGUGCCAGUUUCUUAAGAAUGUGGGCUGGAAGCGCCGAGUCACAGUUCAACAACCACCAACAUGCCACCUCGUAGUAUCUACUCAGUACCAUAACAAAUUUAUCGAUCAUUUCGAAGAUGUGUCAUGUUCUUAACGACAGCAAUGAGA